AUGAUUUUUUUUCUGAUUUCAGCUCUAGGAUAUGGUGGCGAAGAGCACGGGCCACGUUUCGUGGUCGAACCACCGGUGUCAGUUUUCUUUUCCAACGCCACUGGGGCCCGAGUGGAAUGUGCAGCCGAAGGAACGCCCAGGCCACUGGUCCGCUGGCAGACGGUACUCGAUGGUUCAACUGUUAGGGGUGUCAGAGAUUUGAUGCACGUCGACGACAACGGAACCCUGGUUUUUUCACCGUUUGCCGAACACCAAUACUCACCAAACGUGCACUCAGUCGCAUACAGGUGUGUGGCCCACAGUCGAGCUGGCACCAUCGUUUCCCGGAACGUGCAAGUCAGAGCUGGUAAGUCAUUAUGA
Messenger RNA from Macrosiphum euphorbiae (potato aphid), 360 nucleotides. NCBI's taxonomy places the organism in Eukaryota, Metazoa, Arthropoda, Insecta, Hemiptera, Aphididae. The record is from the annotation of a GenBank genome assembly.